CCUCCCUGCGAACUGGGCUUCAACAGGGCCGAACGAUGUCAUCACUUGCACACCAGACGAACAGACAGCUUCGGCGAUCCCGAGCCCACCUCGUGGACCGCUUCCUUUCCCGACAAGAAGCUCCUCACCGUCCAUCAUUUCUGCCGGAAAAGUCGCCAGUGAGCGGCUGCUGGAGGCCCGGAUCCCUUUCGCUCAGAAGACAAGCCCAACUUGCGAACACCGCUUACGAGCAGGGUCGCUUGCAAGAGUUACCGAGUGGGUCGAGAAAAGUUGAGAAGCUUAAGCAACGCAUGGUCGAAUCGGAAACAAUCUUGGACUCUGCCCCUACGCCCUUUUCCCUUGCGGCGCAGGACGGCAUUCUUUUGACAAAGAAGCACAUGGAUCAUAGGGCGCUCGUGCAUGCGAAGCAAUUAAUGGAGAACAAAGGGCCUUAUGCCGGAAGGAAGGGACCAGCCUUCAAAGGGACGAAGCAACAAAGGCAGGUCAAGAGGAGGAAGGAUGAGGUGAAGAGGAGGUUGGACGGUAUGGAGAAGCUCGUCGAAAAUUGGAGAUCGGCGAAGAAGGAUGCAAGAGACAAAGCGCGGUCUACUUUGCCGUUCUAGGCUCCAGUCCCGCCUCAUCGAAUUGGUAGAAACACGGGGACAUCUCGCAUUGCUCAUUGACAUGUAGUAGAGGUGUUCGGUCUCAAUGCGACGUCUCGAUCUUGUCAAUGAGCCUUUUCCUCUUCGGAGUAUCCGCAAAUAGACUCUUGAUGAGCUUGACGAUCUCCCCCUUCCCAUAGUCGACAAGUGCGUCGGCCUCGAAGUACAAAAACUCGAUGUCAAUAAGGGAGCCUGUAAGGAUCUCUCCAAGGUACGAAGCUUUGAACCAGCUUGGCACAAAGAUUGCUACGACCGUUUGAGCCCCUUGUGAUCCUUCUUCCUCUUUGAAAAGGCCCUCGACGGCGCCCAAGGACCUGACGAGCUCGGCCAGCUUCUCACUUUCUUCUUCGGAAAUAUCGUCGAGACCUAUGAUGGCGUGCAACACCUGUGAAAGAAGCCCAUCGACCAGGUUUCCCAUA
Messenger RNA from Acaromyces ingoldii, 1060 nucleotides. RefSeq lists its product as hypothetical. Lineage: Eukaryota; Fungi; Basidiomycota; Exobasidiomycetes; Exobasidiales; Cryptobasidiaceae. The record is from RefSeq and is a predicted model, not a curated record. Bases 36 to 602 code for a protein of 188 amino acids. The transcript is spliced from 2 exons. Gene Ontology annotation, molecular function: structural constituent of ribosome. Gene Ontology annotation, cellular component: mitochondrial large ribosomal subunit.